Molecule: messenger RNA, 660 nt
Organism: Salvelinus fontinalis (brook trout)
Lineage: Eukaryota; Metazoa; Chordata; Actinopteri; Salmoniformes; Salmonidae
Product: achaete-scute homolog 5-like
Exons: 1
Coding region: 1-660 (219 amino acids)
Biological process (GO): developmental process; regulation of transcription by RNA polymerase II
Molecular function (GO): protein dimerization activity; DNA-binding transcription factor activity, RNA polymerase II-specific; RNA polymerase II transcription regulatory region sequence-specific DNA binding
Source: RefSeq, a predicted model, not a curated record
AUGAGUGCUGCCUUCUCCCGCCCAUUCGUAGAUCAGCGGCCCACUUACCUUAACAGAGGCAGCAUCCUGCCAUACGGACUGUCUCCCUCUAGUGGCCACUCUGAGAACCGCACCCACUCCCACUCCCACCACCUCCACUCUGACCCUCUGGCCCACACCGUGCCCUUCCUCCUCUACCCCACCACCAUGGAUCCUGGAGGCCUCUAUGACGCCUCGUUCCGGGGCCCCGGAGGCCCCACCCUGCUCCCAUACUUAUCUCCCUUCCACCAUGGACGCUUCGGGGUGUACGAAUGCCCCUUCGAGCCGGCGUUUCUCCAGAAGAGGAACGAGCGGGAGCGUCAGAGGGUAAAGUGUGUGAACCAGGGCUAUGCCAAGCUGAGGGACCACCUGCCAGGGGGCGCCAGUGAGAAGAGGCUCAGUAAAGUGGAGACACUCAGGGCAGCGAUUCGUCAUAUUAAAUACCUGCAGGGUCUGGUGGAGGGGCAGGGGAAAGGGAGAGAGGGGCAUGACGAGGAACAGGCAUGCCACAGCCCCAGUUCUGCUCAAUGUAGGACAGAGGACUCGGGACACAGCGAUGGGGGGUCAACUCGCUCUCUCUCACUCUCUUCCAGUAUCUCCCCGGGGGUAGACUGUGGGGAGACAGAGGGCUCUGGGACCUAG